UAUAUAAAUCAUUGCAUACCACCAGGUGUAAAGGUGUGCCAUAACGUCGGUAAAGACAAGUUUUCUCGCGAGACUUUCUUUGUCUUCCUGGACCAAAUAGCAUCUGAUAGUACCGCGAAGAGGGCCAAACUUAGCCGCUACCCCCACUCUUAUCCUGGGACGUUGUGUGCAGUCUAUGGUCCACAUCUCAGGACACGAAUAACUUGUUGGCCCAACGGUCCGCUCCUUUUGAACGUUCUGCUAGGCCUAGACGGGUUUGGUGAAGACGACAGUGGGAUUGUUAGCUUGAAUGGCUAGCACGGAUACCAAGCUAAAGCAUUAACGUUACUAUUGGAAUGGAAUGUGGUGAUGGCUGUGGUCCAACCUUUGCUUUUGUAACUAGUUAUCUACAGUUAGCUGUGUUGAUUCAUUCUUUACCUCAACUUGAAGGUAAAGUGAUUAAUUUAACAACAUACGUGUCUUACUAGCUUGCUAAUUCUUUGUUUCCAUAAUGUUAGCUUGCUAGCCAGUUUAUUGCUAACGUUAGCUAUUGCCUCCUGUGACGGCCAAUAACUAACGAGUCACAGCUAACGUAUCCAGCCAUCUACCGUUAGUUAGCUAGUCUGGUCUAAAAUACCUAGUUAACUAGACACCUCAUUGUCACCCCUGUUGAUUCGAUAGAUUCACAGGCUAGUUUGAGAGCUAAUUGGCUAGGCAGGCCUGGGGCAUUUUGGAUCUGCCAACAGCAUUCAGUCACUCUUCUGGCGACACAGAAAGUUGGGGUCAAGAGACUCAACGCUGGUAUCUAGCAAGUUAUUCACUAAAACAAAACAUGGCCCCCAAAAAAAGACCAGUGCGGCUUAACAUCACUCCCACCGCUGGUGAGGGAGGAUUGUCCACCUCCACAACCAUCGCAGCUGCCUCUGAUGCUAACCUGGAAGCCCUACAGAAGAAAUUGGAGGAGUUGGAUCUGGACGAGCAGCAGAAGAAGCGCCUGGAGAAUUUCCUUACCCAGAAGGCCAAGGUGGGCGAACUGAAAGACGAUGACUUCCAUCGCAUUUGUGAGUUGGGUGUCGGUAACGGAGGCGUGGUCAACAAGGUGUGCCACAAACCCUCAGGCCUCGUCAUGGCCAGAAAGCUGAUCCAUCUGGAGAUCAAGCCAGCCAUCAGGAACCAGAUCAUCAGAGAGCUACAGUUGCUACAUGAGUGUAAUUCUCCCUACAUCGUUAGUUUCUACGGGUCCUUUUACAGCGACGGCGAGAUCAGCAUCUGCAUGGAACACAUGGAUGGGGGCUCUCUGGACCAGGUGCUGAAGGAGGCCAGGAGGAUCCCUGAGGAGAUCCUGGGGAAAGUCAGCAUCGCUGUUCUAAGAGGGUUAGCGUAUCUACGAGAGAAACACCAGAUCAUGCACAGAGACGUAAAGCCCUCUAAUAUCCUGGUCAACUCUCGUGGGGAGAUCAAGCUGUGUGACUUCGGGGUGAGCGGCCAGCUGAUUGACUCCAUGGCCAACUCCUUCGUGGGAACACGUUCCUACAUGUCGCCAGAGAGAUUGCAGGGCACCCACUACUCUGUCCAGUCUGAUGUGUGGAGCAUGGGGCUGUCUCUGGUGGAGCUGUCUAUCGGCCGGUAUCCCAUCCCCCCUCCUGACGCCAAGGAGCUGGAGGCCAUCUUUGGCCGGCCCAUCAUGGACGGGACCGAGGGAGAAAUGCACAGCAGCACCUCUCCCCGACCCAGACCCCCCGGGGGCAGACCUGCCAGCGGCCACGGUCCUGCGAUGGCCAUCUUUGAGCUGCUGGACUACAUCGUCAACGAGCCUCCCCCCAAGCUGCCUCAUGGAGUAUUCACAUCUGAUUUCCAGGACUUUGUGACUAGAUGUCUCAUCAAGAACCCAGCAGACCGGGCGGACCUGAAGAUGCUGAUGAACCACACUUUUAUCAAGCGCUCGGAGGUAGAGGAGAUGGACUUCGCUGGCUGGCUCUGUAAAACCAUGGGGCUAAACCAACCCAGCACUCCCACACGCACUGUAGACUAAUCACACGCACACACUCAGACAGACAUGCAGCGGCCUGAACACAUACAGACAAAUGGCCACACAUAGACAUGCAGCAUAUAUAUAUCACACACACGCUUUUCUUGUCAGCCACCUCUCCUCCUUCAGGUGAUCCAAGUAUGAACUGGCCCUAUUGGCCCUAAAGCCUCCAUUCAGUCACUCUUCUCUAACCAUUAGUGCUGAGCGAUUAACCAACAUUUCGUUUAAAAAAAAAUUGUUAUUAAACAACUAAUUGGCCGACGCUUUUUUUUUGUGUGAACCUAAUGCACUGUUUCUCACGAGAAAUCAAGUCAAGAACUACAGUAUGUGGGAUGCUGGGCUGAAGGGAGUUGUAGUUUUCAUUAAGAAAAUAUUAAACCUAGUUCAAUGCAGAAACGUGGUAAUUAACUACAAUUGACAUUAAUCCAUUGCGUCUGUUUUUUCCGUCUCGGAUAGAGACGUAUCAGAGAGGAAGUGGCUAAGCGAGAGGCUUCACUCGCCAAAAUAAGCCGACCUAAGCUUGUCGCCUGCCUUCGCGCCUUUGGGACAAUUCAUGUUAUUCGGGCGGUGACAUGAGCAUCUCAACAUUAAAUACAGAUCUCUGUACGGAUAAACUUUCAUGUCUGCUACGUUAUGUACACACAGACUGCAGCAUGAGAGAGGAAUGUACACAACACAAUGACGAGAGGGACAGACGCUGUUAGUUAUCUACUUUGAAGAACUAGUCAAAUGAUUUUGCCAGACAGCUCUACAGCAUAGGCAGGCUAGCUAAAUAGGAUGACUAAAAACAGUAGAGUACGGGGAGCACAUAACAUUAGAUGGCCUGGCGGACUGCUACUGCCUGAGCAGAGAUUACUAUUAUUUUUCAUUCCUUAAAGUCAAGUAAUCAGAUAAAAACUAAGUAAUAUGCACAACUAAAAUGUUUUAUUUCAUUGGAAUUUACACUCUCUAUUGAUGUCUACCCAAUGUGGACCUGACAGACAAUGGAAUAUUUAAGGUUUUGGCAAUUGAAUGUUGACUAUUUUAGGCUUUGGAAUUUCUAUUAAAAAAACCCUCUAAAAUCAUUGUGAAUCCUUAUUUCAGCAUGCAUUCAAUAAUUUUUUCAAACAUCAAAAUGAAUAACUGAACCGACCUCAAAGCACUAAUCGCUCAGCACUACUAGCUAUGUCAGAAAUAAACCCUCAGUUACAACCUUAAUCGGGAUUGCUUCACUGGUUGGGUUGGGCCAACCCCUGACUGUUCAUCUAUCAUACUGUAACAGAAGCCUGCAUCCCCAUACCGCUUCCCCUUGUCUGGAUGUUGUAAUCUGCAGUAUCAACGGGAUGGCAUCGAGGAGCUUCAUUCUCCAGGAAGAGCAGACAUAAUUUAUAAAGUGAAAGAUGGGCUCUGGUCAGAGGCUUAAUUUAUUUUUAUUUGACCUUUAUUUAACUAGGCAAGUCAGUUAAGAACAAAUUCUUAUUUUCAAUGACGGCCUAGGAACAGUGGGUUAACUGCCUGUUCAGGGGCAGAACGACAGAUUUGUACCUUGUCAGCUCGGGGAUUUGAACUUGCAACCUUUCGGUUACUAGUCCAACGCUCUAACCACUAGGCUACCCUGCCGCCCCGGCACAUACUCCGGGGCGGCACAUACACAUACUCCCUAGCCGAGAUCUGUGAGUUAACAAUCUUCACGGUCACCAUGUUGGCACCAAAUGUUUGGGUUUUGACAUGUCUAUCUACCUGCUGCAACUUCCCCUAAACUCCUUUUCUUGUUUUGGGUUGCUUUAACAUCGGAAGCCUUUUGAGCAGAGAGGUUAUGCAGAAAUAUGCCCCCUACAAAAAAAUAAACAGACAGGAAAGUUGAGCAAGACCUAUUUCAGUUUCCUGAGUAAAAAUACAUCUACACUUCAUCUGUUUCGAGACGAUAAUCUUUUGCAUUUCUUAUUUAUUUAGCUUUUCGAUUACGAUUCACUCGGUAGGAACAGUAACCUCAACUUCAGUCACUCGGUAGGAACAGUAACCUCAACUUCAGUCACUCUGUAGGAACAGUAACCUCAACUUCAGUCACUCUGUAGGAACAGUAACCUCAACUUCAGUCACUCUGUAGGAACAGUAACCUCAACGUCAGUCACUCUGUAGGAACAGUAACCUCAACGUCAGUCACUCUGUAGGAACAGUAACCUCAACGUCAGUCACUCUGUAGGAACAGUAACCUCAACGUCAGUCACUCUGUAGGAACAGUAACCUCAAUGUCAGUCACUCUGUAGGAACAGUAACCUCAACGUCAGUCACUCUGUAGGAACAGUAACCUCAAUGUCAGUCACUCUGUAGGAACAGUAACCUCAACGUCAGUCACUCUGUAGGAACAGUAACCUCAACGUCAGUCACUCUGUAGGAACAGUAACCUCAAUGUCAGUCACUCUAGGAACAGUAACCUCAACGUCAGUCACUCUGCAGAAACAGUAACCUCAACGUCAGUCACUCUGUAGGAACAGUAACCUCAACGUCAAUCACUCUGCAGGAAUAGUAAUCACAACGUCAUUGCCCACAGCUACAGUGUGACAUUGGUCUUUUUGCCAGGCAAUUGGUAUUAUAACAAUCAUGAUUAGGAGUUGAUGUACAUCACAGGAGGUUGGUGGUAAUGGCUGGAGUGGAAUGGUAUCAAACACAUGGAUUCCACAUUUACUCUGUUCCAGCCCUUAUGAGCCGUCCUCUCCUCUGCAGCCUCCACUGAUGUAGAUGUAAAUAUCGUUACAUAUGAGUAUGUCUACACAUGUCUUGGUGUAUGUGGAUUCAGAUAUGUAAAGCAUAUAUACAAACAUUAGUUUAUUUUCUUUUGGCAGAUUGUUAUGAGUGUAGUGUUUGUGUCCAUGAGAAAGCUUAUGAUACUGAAAUACUGCACUAAUCAUUCAACUUCGGGUGUCUUUCGACAAGGGUAGCGUUUAAGGUCAACAAUGCUGCUCUGAGGUCCAGACCACAAGUCUAAAGUAGUUUAGUCUCCUUCAUCUGCACCGUUCUGAAAGCACAGGAUAGGUGAAAACACUAUUGAGAAUAUCUGCUGCCCAUGUUUUGCUUUCACCUGUCCAAUUAUUUUACAUCAGUGAAGUUUAAGGAAAGGAGACUAGAAAAGGAUGACACUUAAAUUACAGCGAUGCAACCUUAUUGUCUGUGAAAGGGGAAGCCAUUUAGACUAUUGAGAUGCAGCCCUAGUGUCUGUGUCCUGGCCAGACUCCCUCCAUCCCUUUGUCUAUAGGAGAGAUUCAUGGCUGACCUGUGUUGGGGAAUGAACACACUAACCAGAGUAAAUUCUAUCUUUAUAUCAUAAUUUACUGUACGAGUCAAUGUUGGACACAUCUAGUCAUUCAAGGGUUUUUCUUUAUCUUUGCUAUUUUCUACAUUGUAUAAUAAUUAGGACAUCAACUAUGAGAGAACACCAUAUGGAAUCAUGUAGUAACCAAAAAAGUGUUAUACGAAUCAAAAUAUGUUAUAUUUGAGAUUCUUCAAAGUAGCAACCCUUUGCCUUGAUUACUGCUUUGCACGCUCUUGGCAUUCUCUCAACCAACUUCAGGAGGAAUGCUUUUCCAACAGUCUUGAAGGAGUUCCCACAUAUGCUGAGCACUUAUUGCCUGCAUUUCCUUCACUCUGCGGUCCAACUCAUCCCAAACCAUCUCAAUUGGGUUGUGGUCGGGUGAUUGUGGAGGCCAGGUCAUCUGAUGCAGCACUCCAUCACUCUCCUUGGUUUAAAUAGCCCUUACACAGCCUGGAUGUGCGUUGGGUCAUUGUCCUGUUGAAAACAAAUGAUAGUCCCACUAAGCGCUAACCAGAUGGGAUGGCGUAUCACUGCAGAAUGCUGUGGUAGCCAUGUUGUGUGCCUUGAAUUCUAAAUAAAUCACAGUGUCACCACCAUCACACCUCCUCCAUGCUUCAUAGUGGGAACCACAUGCAGAGAUCAUCCGUUCACCAACUCUGCGUCUCACAAAGACACGGCGGUUGGAACCAGAAACCUCUAAUUUUGACUCAUCAGACCAAAGGACCGAUUUCCACCGGACUAAUGUCCAUUGAUCGUGUUUCUUGGCCCAAGCAAGUCUCUUCUUAUUGGUGUCAUUUAGCAGUGGUUUCUUUGCAGAAAUUCGACCAUGAAGGCCUGAUUCACGCAGUCUCCUCUGAAUAGUUGAAGUUGAGAUGUCUGUUACUUGAACUCUGUGAAGUAUUUAUUUGGGCUGCAAUCUGAGGCUGGUAACUAAUGAACUUAUCCUCUGCAGCAGAGGUAACUCUGGGUCUUCCUUUCCUGUGGCGGUCUUCAUGAGAGCCAGUUUCAUCAUAGUGUUUGAUGGUUUUUGCGUCUGUACUUGAAGAAACGUUCAAAGUUCUUAAUGUUCUGGAUUGACUGACCUUCAUGUCUUAAAGUAACGAUGGACUGUCGUUUCUCUAUGCUUAUUUGAGCUGUUCUUGCCCUAAUAUGGACUUAGCCCUAUUUGGUAAAAUACAGUCUUCUGUAUACCACCCCUAACUUGUAACAACAUAACUGAUUGGCUCAAAUGCAUUAAGAAGGAAAGAAAUUCCACAAAGUAACUUAACAAGGCACACCUGUUAGUUGAAAUGCUUUCCGGUGACUACCUCAUGAAGCUGGUUGAGAGAAUGCCAAGAGUGUGCAAAGCUGUCAUCAAGGCAAAGGGUGGCUACUUUGAAGAACCUCAAAUAUAAAAUACAUUUUGGAUUUGUGUACCACUUUUAUGGCUACUACAUGAUUCCAUAUAUGUUAUUUCAGAGUUUUGAUGUCUUCACUAUUAUGUAGAAAAUAGUAAAAAUACACAAAAAAACUUGAAUGAGUGGGUGUCCAAACUUUUGGUACUAUAUAUAUAUAUACAUAUAUACAGCAGGGUAUGGAUAUGCCAUUGAAAUAAGUGCAUUUCUGUAUCCUGGGGGGGUUGAGGGCCUUUCGCUGCUUUCUUUGGUUAAUUUUGUGUAUUUCUUCUAAAUAACGUUUAAAAACUAGGAAUGGUUUGUCCCACGGCAAAACCGUCUAAGCUUUGUCUUUGUAAGUCAUAAUUGUCAAUAAAUGGUAUGUGUUGUCACAACGGAA
Messenger RNA from Salvelinus fontinalis (brook trout), 7070 nucleotides. RefSeq names its product mitogen-activated protein kinase kinase 2b (gene map2k2b). Gene Ontology annotation, molecular function: protein kinase activity; ATP binding. Gene Ontology annotation, biological process: protein phosphorylation. The transcript is spliced from 12 exons. NCBI's taxonomy places the organism in Eukaryota, Metazoa, Chordata, Actinopteri, Salmoniformes, Salmonidae. Bases 812 to 2011 code for a protein of 399 amino acids. The record is from RefSeq and is a predicted model, not a curated record.